Molecule: messenger RNA, 2333 nt
Organism: Morus notabilis
Lineage: Eukaryota; Viridiplantae; Streptophyta; Magnoliopsida; Rosales; Moraceae
Product: cationic amino acid transporter 1
Exons: 2
Coding region: 223-2055 (610 amino acids)
Biological process (GO): transmembrane transport; amino acid transport
Cellular component (GO): plasma membrane
Molecular function (GO): L-glutamate transmembrane transporter activity; L-lysine transmembrane transporter activity
Source: RefSeq, a predicted model, not a curated record
UUCAAUAAAAUUUUUCCUUCUUGUUCAUAUCGAUGAUUAAUCAUUGAUGUGGCUUUUACAUAUAAAUAUAUUUUACUUUGGUGGCAAUUGCCGAACGAAAAGUCUAAUAUUUGUUGUUCAUGUGUCCUUGGAGAUGAGACAUUGAACUCCACACUCUUCCCUUCCUUUUAUUUUCCGUUUUGCGGGUAAACAAACAGGAAACUCUCUCCAGGCAUCAGAAAUAUGGAAGGCGACCAAGCUGUUGGGGUGAGGAAGAGGGGGUGCUCGUGCACAAAAGACGAUUUUCUCCCCGAGGAGUCGUUCAAGAGCUGGGGCAAUUACGUCAAAGCGCUCAAAGAGACGUCCUCCCGGUUUGUGGACCGGGUUACCACCCGGUCCAUGGACAGUACGGAGUUGGUGGACAUGAAGGCACGGAGUCAGCAUGAGAUGAAGAAGACGCUAAACUGGUGGGACCUUAUUUGGUUCGGCAUGGGUGCGGUCGUCGGUGCCGGCAUCUUCGUCCUCACCGGUCUCGAGGCAAAACAAGAUGCCGGCCCAGCCGUCGUCUUAUCUUACGUCGUGUCCGGCAUCUCCGCCAUGCUUUCUGUUUUCUGUUACACUGAGUUUGCCGUUGAGAUCCCAGUGGCAGGUGGUUCAUUCGCCUACCUAAGGGUAGAGCUUGGGGACUUCAUGGCCUUCAUCGCCGCCGGCAACAUCCUCCUUGAAUACGUGAUAGGCGGCGCCGCCGUGGCCCGUGCCUGGACCUCCUACUUCGCCACCCUCUGCAACCGUGACGCCAACGAUUUCCGCAUCCAUGCGCAUGGCCUUUCCCCGGAUUACAGCCACCUCGACCUGAUCGCCGUUGCCGUCCUCAUCGUCAUUUGUCUCAUCGCCAUCCUCUCCACAAAGGGCUCCUCCCGCCUAAACUACAUCGCCUCCAUCGUCCACUUUAUCGUCAUCCUCUUCAUCAUCAUUGCAGGACUAACAAAAGCCGACACCAAAAACUACACCCCAUUUGUCCCCUACGGCGCUCGCGGCAUCUUCAAGGCCUCCGCUGUUCUCUUCUUCGCCUACGUCGGCUUCGACGCUGUCUCGACCAUGGCUGAGGAGACCAAGAAUCCCGGCCGUGACAUCCCAAUUGGUCUAGUGGGAUCAAUGUUGGUCACAACGUUUUUAUAUUGUUUGCUAGCUAUAACACUCUGCCUCAUGCAAAACUACAAAAAUAUCGACAAAGAUGCACCUUUUUCCGUGGCGUUUGAGGCUGUUGGAAUGGGUUGGGCCAAGUACGUUGUGGCUGCUGGGGCUUUAAAGGGCAUGACGAGUGUUUUGCUUGUUGGGGCGGUGGGCCAGGCCCGCUACUUGACCCACAUUGCCCGGACCCACAUGAUGCCACCGUGGUUGGCACAAGUCAAUGAGAAAACCGGGACUCCGGUCAAUGCCACAGUUGUUAUGACGGUUGCCACUUCAGUCAUUGCCUUUUUCUCUGACCUUGACAUUCUCUCCAAGCUUCUUUCUAUCUCUACACUCUUUAUUUUCAUGCUCGUCGCACUAGCUUUGCUCGUGCGACGUUAUUACGUUAGCGAGGUCACGUCAGAAGUGAACAAAAUCAAGUUCCUUUCAUGUCUUGCGAUCAUUCUUGGGUCAUCAAUUUGUAUCUCGGUGUACUGGGCCAGUACCGAUGAUUGGAUUGGGUAUGCGGUUUUUGUGCCCAUUUGGUUUUUGGGCACUUUUGUGCUUUGGUAUUUUGUCCCACAAGCUAAGACUCCUAAAAUAUGGGGUGUCCCAUUGGUGCCAUGGUUGCCAUCAGCUUCAAUUGCCAUCAACAUGUUCCUUCUUGGGUCUAUAGACAGGGCUUCUUUUGAGAGGUUUGCAGUAUGGACUGUGGUUAUAUUGGUUUACUAUUUCCUGUUUGGAUUGCAUGCUUCAUAUGAUACUGCCAAGGAAUCUGAGAAGAAGGGGGCAGGGGAUGGGACCCAUUUGAAAAGGAUUGAAGAGGGGAAUGUAUCUUCUGUGAAGGAUUCUGCUGAUGGUAAUGCCAACAAUGUCUCGGCCGUUCCCACGAAAGAUUCUGUGUGAUCAGGGAUGUAUAUCCGAAGCUUCACACACUCUAAUAGAAUAAAUGCAUGUCCUAUUUUUUAGGAGUUAAAUUGCGUGGACAUUGGUUUUUAUGUUGUGGCUUGUGAAAAAGCUUAUGUAAUAUAUGUAUCUGUUGAGAAACAUAUUAUCGUUAAGAAAGAGUCUAAUAGUUUUUCAAAUUGUUGUUGUUGUUGUAAAAUAUUGUCGUUUCCUCAUUUGAUGGUUUUUAUGCUAAUAUUUUGUAUGAUAGACAUAUUGUCCCUCAAUUAAACUUACAA